Protobothrops mucrosquamatus (brown spotted pit viper) is the source of this 1425-nucleotide messenger RNA. RefSeq names its product superoxide dismutase 2 (gene SOD2). Gene Ontology annotation, biological process: superoxide metabolic process. Gene Ontology annotation, molecular function: superoxide dismutase activity; metal ion binding. The record is from RefSeq and is a predicted model, not a curated record. Lineage: Eukaryota; Metazoa; Chordata; Lepidosauria; Squamata; Viperidae. Bases 153 to 830 code for a protein of 225 amino acids. Gene Ontology annotation, cellular component: mitochondrion. The transcript is spliced from 5 exons.
GAGCUGCGCAGGCGCAGGCGCCAUAGUGAAGGAAAGCGCAGGGUUUGCGGUUCUCCGAGAGUAGCGCGCACGAGACGUCGUCCCCGCGCGGAGCGUUUUUUUUUUUUUUUCCUUUGCGCCGUCCUUGCUGUCUUGCGAACCAAGCGGCCGUCAUGCUCUGUCGCUUGGCUGUUGCGGCCGGCCGCAGAAAUAACACUGUGCUGAUUACAUCUCUUGGUUGUCUGGCCUCCAGAAAAAAACACACUCUCCCUGACUUGCCCUACGAUUAUGGUGCUUUGCAACCACAUAUUAAUGCAGAAAUUAUGCAGCUUCACCACAGCAAACAUCAUGCUGCAUAUGUAAAUAAUCUGAAUAUUGCUGAAGAAAAAUACAAAGAGGCUUUGACAAAAGGGGAUGUAACGGCCCAGGUAUCUCUUCAGCCGGCUUUGAAGUUCAAUGGGGGAGGUCACAUUAAUCAUAGUAUCUUUUGGACAAAUCUUUCUCCUAAAGGUGGAGGAGAGCCGAAAGGGGAGCUUUUGGAAGCCAUUAAAUGUGAUUUUGGCUCAUUUGCAAAUUUUAAGGAGAAACUCACAGCUAUUUCAGUUGGUGUCCAAGGCUCAGGCUGGGGAUGGCUCGGUUUUAAUAAAGAAUCUAAUAGACUCCAGAUUGCUGCCUGUUCCAAUCAGGACCCUCUCCAGGGAACCACAGGACUUAUUCCACUGUUGGGAAUUGAUGUAUGGGAACAUGCAUAUUAUCUUCAAUAUAAAAAUGUUAGACCUGACUAUCUCAAAGCUAUCUGGAAUGUGAUCAACUGGGAAAAUGUAUCUUCAAGAUAUACAGCUUGCAAAUAAUAGAACAGAAAAUCUUAUAGAAACAAGACCUAUGUGUUCCUCAGAUUAUUUUCAUAAUAUUUAGCAGUUCAAUUGCUAAUUGCACAUCACCAGAAAGUCUUCACUAUCAAGCUAAUUUGUACCUAAUCGUGGUAAAACUAGGUUCUGAAAGUGCUACUUAUCUAAUUUUCUAAAAGAAUGUAAAUUUCUAAAACUUAAAAAUGGAUUACAAAUGAAAUUUGUAACGUGAAUUUGCAAUGCUUUUGAAUAUUUUCUUGCAAAUUGAGGAAGAGUUCAGGAAAUAAAAUUUAGAGAACAUUUAAUAAACUAGAUUUCUUGAAAAGUUAUGUACGAAGAGCUUCGCAGUACUUGAGCAAGUUAUACUGUUAUACUCAUGUUAACGAUAAAAAUUUGGCAUGUUCAUUAUAGCAAAGAUUCAAAAUCUGUCAGUUGGUAAAUAUAGUAGAUUAGUUCAUGAAAUUUAUGCUUCUGAAAGGGGGAAAAUCAGUGAUGCAAUAUAAUGUACCAAGUAUAUAUGAUAAAUUGGUUGGAUUAAAAGUGUACUUGCACUUUGUGUCUUCAAGUGAAAUAUAUCCAUUCAUUGCUAUGUCUACUA